Messenger RNA from Angiostrongylus costaricensis, 249 nucleotides. The record is from the annotation of a GenBank genome assembly. NCBI's taxonomy places the organism in Eukaryota, Metazoa, Nematoda, Chromadorea, Rhabditida, Metastrongylidae.
GUAUACGAAGGACUUUCACUGUGGCUUGUUCUGGCGUCAUCUUUGCCUUUCAUCAUCAACUUCGGUACUAUGUUUGUAAUAGCGUUCACUAUUUUCCAAGUGAAACAAGUAAAACAACAAUGUGAUAAUCUCACUUCAAGCACGCACUGGCUCUCGCGCACUGCAGUUCGAGUUGGUAUCGGCCCAUCAGCUAAGAAAGCACUCGUAGAAUAUGCGAAAGGAAAACCAGAGUUCUCCAAGCUUAUGUGA